AAUCGAUCAAGUAAUCAAUGAGUUGAUUAUAUUAUUUAGCACCUAUUCAUUAGUUCUUAGGAAAGAAUAUUUGGUUUGUAUUUGUAAUUUUUUCGCCGAAAUCACAAUAUUUUUUAAUUAAUUUUAUUUACAUAUUAUAGCUAUAAAAUGAAUAUGUGGUACUUAACAAUACUUGUUUUUUUUAUAAUUGUCCAAGUUUGUGUGUCACGAAACGUUACCAAUGAGUGUACACAUCUCCAUGAGCUAAAAGAUCAGAAUUUAACAGCACUCAUGAAAGCUAUUAUUCCUGAAUUAGAAGGUAAAAGUAAGGGUGACGCAGGAAGGAUUGGCAUCAUAGGAGGAUCUGUUGAAUACACUGGAGCGCCAUAUUUUUCAGCGAUAUCUGCUUUAAAGGUUGGAGCAGAUUUAGUUUAUGUUAUUACAACAGAAACUGCAGCCCCUGUCAUUAAAGCCUAUAGUCCUGAUCUAAUAGUUUAUCCAUAUCUUAAUGCAAAUACUGCAACUAAAAUUCAUGCAUUAUUAAAGAAGAUGGAUGUAAUAAUUAUUGGUCCAGGAUUAGGUAGAGAAGAUGAGACAUUAAAAUUAAUAAAUGAAAUACUUAUUCAAUGUAAAAAUAUACGGAAACCACUGAUUAUUGACGCUGAUGGUCUAUAUGCGAUUUCUAAAAAUUUAUCAGUUUUACAACAUUAUCCCAGUCCUGGAGUUAUUUUGACGCCGAAUCACCGAGAAGCUCGGUAUUUAAAGGAAGCUACAAGUGCCAGCAACUGGUAUAAUUAUUGGGGAGAUGACGUGACUGUAUUGGUUAAAGGUAGUGAAGAUCAAUACAAUUCCAAUUUGCUAUCAUGGUCAUGGACAUCAACAUUUCGAGGUUCUGGUAGACGAGUAGGUGGUCAAGGAGACAUUCUAUCUGGUGCAUUAGGUACUCUAUACAAUUGGGCUCUAAAGUCUAACGUUUGUGAAAUUAGAAACACUCCCCAAUUGGCACAAAGCGUCUCUACUUUCGCAGCUGCAAGAUUUACGAGAGAAUGUAAUUUUAAGGCAUAUGCUGAAUAUGGCCGUAGUUUAACAGCUUCUGACAUGUUGAAAUACAUUCAUGCCUCUUUUGAGAGCCUUUUUAUAAAUGAAGAUUAAAUUUGAAAAUUAAAAUAUUUA
Messenger RNA from Achroia grisella, 1152 nucleotides. RefSeq names its product ATP-dependent (S)-NAD(P)H-hydrate dehydratase-like. Gene Ontology annotation, biological process: metabolite repair. Gene Ontology annotation, molecular function: ATP-dependent NAD(P)H-hydrate dehydratase activity. Bases 148 to 1131 code for a protein of 327 amino acids. Lineage: Eukaryota; Metazoa; Arthropoda; Insecta; Lepidoptera; Pyralidae. The transcript is spliced from 2 exons. The record is from RefSeq and is a predicted model, not a curated record.